Messenger RNA from Aphanomyces astaci, 1755 nucleotides. RefSeq lists its product as hypothetical. The coding region runs from base 25 to 573 and encodes 182 amino acids. NCBI's taxonomy places the organism in Eukaryota, Oomycota, Saprolegniomycetes, Saprolegniales, Verrucalvaceae. The transcript is spliced from 4 exons. The record is from RefSeq and is a predicted model, not a curated record.
GUUCAAAAAGCGAAGUGCUUUGACAUGGAGUACACGCGAAGCUCCUAUACCGGCCCCACGACGUUUGGCCGAUUCAAUGGCCACGGCACGUACACGUUUGGGGAUGGCUCGCGGUACGAAGGCGAGUUUCAAAACGGGCAGUUCCACGGCACAGGCACGUUGUUCUUUGCCCAAGGCAAGUACGAAGGCACGUGGAAAGACGGCAAACGAGUGGACGGGCACUUUACGUUUGCCGACGGGUUGAAGUUCGAUGACCCGUGGACGUACAUGGACGACGCGGACCGGCGGUUCCAUUCGGAAAAGGUCGCGUUUGCGAAAUCUUCGUCCGAAGCGAAAGCCGGCAGCGGCAUCUUACCUGCGGGCGAGACAGCGCACUGCGACGAAGGGUUGCAAAAGUCGCUGCCAAUGGGGUACUACGACGCGGGCAACGGCAUGUACGACGAGCUCACCAACACCAUCAUGCCCGUGUCGACCUCUGACAUGUCCGACUUGCCGCGGGAAGCCACAGACGAAGAGGCGCGGUGGAUCAAGGCCUGCGCAGCCAAGGGGUUCCCGCAAAAGAACAACGAAUAAAGACAAAAUUUCGGAGUACUACAAGCAAAUACAUACUCCAUGUAGUUUAUUUCACUACUAUACCAAGUGCAACUUACACUACGCACAACAACACUUGGUUAUCCGGAUACUAUAGGCUACAUAGGAAAGAGAGGGUACGUACCAGCGUCAGCGUGACCAAACAAUGAAGCCGACGGUGUACUACUUGUCAAGCGAGCCACGGGGCCAGCUAAAUAGGUUGUGGACGCUGGCUUGCUUUCGUUAUCCACACUGCUGCCUUCCAACACGCAAAUGAGGCGAUCGUUCACCUACAACACACCCGCUUUAGCUCCUGUAUAGAGGACUGGACAUUGCAAACUGUCAAGCAGAUCUCGAGGGUACGCUCGUCCAACUUGCCGGCCAGGCCGGCCUCGAUGAGCGAGUUCAUGCGCGGCUGGCACUGCUGCAAAAAGUCCAGCACGUCCUCGACGUCGUGGUUGUCGUCGUCGCCACGGGCACCAAGAGCCACUAAAGUUUGAUACGUUUGAAUCUUUUCUUGGACGGUAACGAGGUCUUGGUGGAGCUUUUGAAACUCGGCGGCCAGGCUGGGGGACAUGGUGGCCACGGGUUUGGCUUCGUCGAUGGCCGUGGCGGGAAGAACGCUGGCGGCAAAGUCUCGACUGGUGAUCGAGGAGGGAGAUGCAGGGGUCGACGGAAAUGACACGCCUUGUACCCGUAGCUGCUGGUACGUGUCGCGAAAGAUGGAUUGGUCGGGGUAGUUGGCUGCCCAAUCUUGCAACAUGCGGGUCGCGCGUUCUUGCACGGCUGGGGACGAGUGGUCGACCAACGCCACCACUUCCUGGAGAAACAGCCGAGACGCGAGGUGAUUGUAGAACCCAGGACAGUUGUUCAGGACCGAUUCGGUCACGAGGAGCGCCAGGGAGAUGCUGUUUUCGUCAUGCUGGCGAUGGCCCAACACACGUUGGAGACUCCGCGUCGUUUGUUCGGCACUAAAUCCAUGAUUAGGUCCGGGGAAUGUAAAGCGACGAGGGAUCAUACUGUGUGGACGAGCUUGUCACCAAGUCACAGAGCUCCAAGAUGUUAAUCCAGUCGGGGUUGGACACUUCCCCACUGCAGAUUGUGUCGAUGAGACUGCUAAUGUCUUGCACUGCUUCCACGUAGGACGACGCCAUGUCGGCUGAAGCUUGGUGUGUUCCCUUUGUG